Molecule: messenger RNA, 842 nt
Organism: Puntigrus tetrazona (Sumatra barb)
Lineage: Eukaryota; Metazoa; Chordata; Actinopteri; Cypriniformes; Cyprinidae
Product: putative C-type lectin domain family 20 member A
Exons: 1
Coding region: 9-764 (251 amino acids)
Source: RefSeq, a predicted model, not a curated record
UUGGCAAUAUGGCACCAAAGGCAACAAUCACUGUUUUACUGUUUUUGAAUCUCUUUGGACUAAACAACAGCAUCUACAGAAAACACUACUUUGUGAAUCUAUGGAGGAAAUGGCCCGAGGCACAGAAAUACUGCCAGGAUAACUAUGAUGAUCUGUCCAUAGUAAGAAAUGACGAACUGCAACAACUUUCAGCAAAUCUGCCGAUCUUUUGGGAUUUUGUUUGGAUUGGACUCAGUAGAGAUCCCCAAAACCCAAAAAACUGGAAAUGGACAGGAGGUGAGAAUGCGACUGAUGUCUACUGGGACAGAUAUGAACCAAGUUCUUUUAAUGAAAAAUGUGGUGCCAUCAAAAUGUACACUGCUAAAGUGCAUGAUCUUAAUUGUGAUUCUGAUAAGACAUUUUACUGUAUGAAGCUCUCUAAGCUGAUCGUGGUUCAGCAGGAAAGCACAUGGGAAGAGGCCCUGCUAUACUGCAGACAAAACUACAAAGAUCUGGCCGUACUGAGCUCAGAGCAGAGUAUGGUUGAGGCAAAAGAUCAGAGCACAACAGCCCUGACAGAUGAUGUGUGGAUCGGUCUGCGCUUUAUCGCUGGUCACUGGCUUUGGUCAAAUGGAGAAACUUUUGAGUAUAAGGUCUGGUCUUCAGAUGGAGAGCUCCAGUGCCCUGACAUGAACCAGCGCUGUGCAGUUCUGAACCGGAAUAGUAUGGUUUGGAAACCCAUGGACUGUGAGAAGAAGAUAAACUUUUUCUGUCUCAGUAAUUAAAUCCCUGAUUCAUAUGAGUAACAAUAACAACAAUAAUCUAAAUAGUCAAACAAUAAAGUCAUUUUAAAAUAGAAACUA